Molecule: messenger RNA, 723 nt
Organism: Didymodactylos carnosus
Lineage: Eukaryota; Metazoa; Rotifera; Eurotatoria; Philodinida; Philodinidae
Source: the annotation of a GenBank genome assembly
AUGCCUAAGGCAAAACGACGUGCUUAUUCUGCUGCAUUUGGCUUUCAAAAACGUUCAAGUUCAUAUUUAUUUGAAGAACCACCCAAGUCUUCCAGCGAAGAUGAAUUUAUUCCGUAUCAAGAACAACGUAAAGACAUUGAGUUCAGCUCGGAGGAAAUUUUAACGAAGGUAAAUGAAAUAAUGGACUUUUGCAAACAUUUAGUAAUUGCAGAUGACAGACAUGAUCUGUUACCGGAAAAUGAUGAUGAAUUGAAGCAGUAUGAUACAUAUGAAAUUCACAGAAUGAUUGAUAGUAAUAGCACUAGAAACGAUUUAGAUCGGUCUCGUACAUUAAAUCAUUUAUUGUUAUCAGUAUCAAUGACAAAUGAUAAACCAGAUUUUCUUCGGAAGAUUCAACAAUUAACUAUUCGUUGUACACAUGAUAAUUAUCUUGUAACAAAUCUACAUAAAAUAUAUUUUGAAAAUGUACAGCGAUUUGUACUAAUAAAUUACAAAGCGGAAAUAAUUGAUGAAGAUAUAUUUAAACUAGUGAUUGCGAUAAUUGAAAACUUUUCACAAUUAAGAUGCAUGGUUAUUAUAUAUGAAAAUAGAGAAUGCAAUAUUACGGUGGAUAAGGAUAAAAUUGAAAAAUUAAUCAUCGAAAAAUGUAUGAUGUUAAGCAAGAAACGUAUUAUUCACUAUGUCGCAAUAAACAAUCGUCGUUUAGAAUGUUGUAUUGAUUGA